GUGUAAAUCAUUAAGAAAGAAAAUACCAAUGAGCAUAGUCAAAAGCAAAAGGAAAGAGAUUGUACAGAGAGCAGAGAGCACUCCACAGCAGUUUGGAGAUAUCUCAAUGAUCUUGAGCUAUGAAGGCAUCAGCAAGAUCCUUCCAGGACUUCCAAGGUCUAUGAAGGAAAUGCACCGACAAAUGAACACCCUCUUUGGAAUCAAGACUCCUGAGCUGUUCCGAUUGUUCAUGAUUGACCAUCAAGGUGAUAAGAUUGAGAUUUACAAGAACAGAGAUCUCAAAUUGGCCUACAAAACUACCCUUAGCAAUGAUCUGAACUCAAUGAAGAUUUUUGUUUGGAGAAGAGACGCUCCAGGACCAAAUGUUAAUUCUUUUGCACACCUAAAUCAGAAGAAAGGAGGAUGGAAUUUUGCAGCAUUAACCAAUUCAUUUGAAACAGAUAGUAAGAGAGGACUCGAUCUCAAACCUAUCGUUACAAGAGAUCUUCAUAGAUACUAUCUUCACUGAAAGUAUAAAAACUAUGUUUACUAUAAAUGAGAAAAUCAGUCUAAUCUGAACUGAGAAGGAAUUUGGAGGAUCAAUCUAGAAUCAGAUUCAGAUUGUGGAGAAUCUUUCAAAAAGCACUCUGCAAGAUUUGAAGAUCAUACCUACACAAUGGAAGUGCUUCAUCAAAGCCGACUGUUAGAAGACCAGAUUUCAUCAUUCAGGGAGGAUCAUUCCUUGAGUAUCUCCAUCCCUAUCCAAUACCAAUUCCAGAACAUUUCAGCACUUCGUCCUGAUGAAGUAAGGGCUCUGAAUGACAUAAAGACUUCAACCAUCAAGAUCAUCAACGACAAUCCGAAUAUAAACCGAAACGAUUUCAUUGCUUUCCUGACUAAGAACCCGAACUUCUUCAACAUAAUGCAGACGCAGUUAGCCAUCGUUGACCACCUAUUUGCUGACUGUCAGAAGCAAAUCCAGUUAUUCAAAAAGAAGGAGAACCACUUUGAGGAGCUCAAGAAUAAGCUUCCUGAUAUUUCUAAAGUUAUCAACCCCAUAUUCAGUCUUAUUCCGCUCAGCUUUGAUGUUCGCAAAGUCAAGAAUAACAACAACAUGCAGUUUGGAAGAUAUGCUAAUGCAGUAUUGAAUAAAGGAACCUGAACAGUCAAUGGAUUCGUCAGCUUCGUCUCUGAGUAUGGAAUUGGGUUCCUCAAAGCUGGAAAGGAAGCCCAAGAAGGUAACUUUCUAAUCAACAUGCAAGAGCUGGAAAUUGGAGCUCAGAAAUUGAAGCAUCUCAUGACUUUUAUGAUAAGAACAGGCAAAGAAUUCAGACCAUUCUUGUAUGUCCUGUGAAGCAAUUUCUUGGAGGAUACUCUUGAAAGAGUGUUUGAUUGGAUUAAAGAUGAGCUCUGAGAAUUUUUCACUCCCAAAAGUAUAACUACUGAUAUCAACCCAAUCUUUACAAAAAUCAUAAAUAGAAAGUUUAGUGACUGAAAAGUGUAUGUUUCUCAUCAUAGUUUUGCUUUUGACCUUUGGAAGAUGGCUGAUAAUCUUGAACUAGUGGAUAGAUUUGCAACGAAUCAGGAUUUAGUAGACCUCAUCGAAGACUUAAAACUUCUUCCAUACCAAGAUAUCGAAGAGGCCAAAAAGAAAUAUGCAGAACUCAAAUCAGAACACUGUUCCAAGCCUACCUACAACAAAACAAUGAUUAGUGAAUUCUUCCAUGAGUUUAAUGAAAGAUACCUUGUUGAAGAAGUCAUGAAAUUCCUCAACAACCACAAAAUCACUGAAGACACUGACCUUUUCCUAUGUGCUAACUCCGCCUCUGAGCAGAUCACCAAGCUUCUGCGUCGGAAGACGCGUAUCAUCCUGAGUAAUCCGAAUCCUAAUCCAUUGAUCUCUCGGAUACAAGAAUCAGUGAAUUUCCUGAAAUCAGUCGAACAUGAAUACCAGUCUUCAAAGAUUCAGUUCACGAAGAUAACCUUUAACGAAUCUAUGAAUAAAGUAGGACCCAAGCUGAUCUCUUAUGCAAGAGAAUGAUAUAUUUGAGCCCUCAAAGAUAAGGCCGUUAACUACCCAGUCAAAGUCAAGGCUAAAGAAGAAGCUCACCCACAAAUAAAAAUUCAAUAAUUCUUAAACUCCUC
Messenger RNA from Moneuplotes crassus, 2124 nucleotides. The record is from the annotation of a GenBank genome assembly. Lineage: Eukaryota; Ciliophora; Spirotrichea; Euplotida; Euplotidae.